This is a messenger RNA of Juglans microcarpa x Juglans regia, 363 nucleotides long. RefSeq names its product TIR-only protein-like. The record is from RefSeq and is a predicted model, not a curated record. The transcript has 2 exons. Gene Ontology annotation, biological process: signal transduction. Lineage: Eukaryota; Viridiplantae; Streptophyta; Magnoliopsida; Fagales; Juglandaceae. The coding region runs from base 1 to 363 and encodes 120 amino acids.
AUGAAAGCUGGUGAUAAAUUGUACGAAAAGAUUGAUACCGCCAUUCGAGAUUGUAAAGUUGGUGUUGUAGUGCUCUCUCCCAGAUAUUGUGAGUCUUUGUAUUGUCUCCAUGAAUUGGCUCUUUCAACAGAAUGCCAGAAAAGAGUUAUACCCAUCUUUUAUAAUGUCAAACCGGCCCAGCUUCGAGUUGGGAACAAAUACGAUGGAACUUAUGUUCCAGAGGAAAAGCUUGAGAGAUUCAGAAGAGCACUUGAAGAGGCUAAAGAUACCCUUGGAUUUCGCUUUGAUUCGUCGAGAGAUAUUGGUCAGAGUCCUACAAAGUGCUUGCAAGACAUUACAGAGCAGAUUGCUCAGAGUUCCUGA